GUGAGAGAAGGAGCCCGCUCGGGGGCGCAGGCCCCGCUGCCGCGGCGGCCCCCCCUAUGGUGCGCCCCGAGGAUGGCGAAGAGACCGCGCAGUGAGGAAGAUGAUGACCUACAGUAUGUGGAUCAUGACUAUGAAGUACCACAGCAAAAAGGACUGAAGAAGAUAUGUAACAGGGCAAAAUGGACACGUGAUGAGGAUGAGAGGCUAAAGAAGCUGGUGGAACAAAAUGGUACAGAUGAUUGGGCUUUCAUUGCUAGUCAUCUACAAAAUCGUUCAGAUUUUCAAUGCCAACAUCGAUGGCAGAAGGUACUGAAUCCAGAAUUGAUUAAAGGUCCCUGGACUAAAGAAGAAGAUCAGAGGGUGAUUGAAUUAGUUCAGAAGUAUGGUCCAAAGCGCUGGUCCUUAAUUGCAAAACAUUUAAAAGGAAGAAUAGGCAAACAAUGCAGAGAGAGAUGGCACAACCAUCUCAAUCCAGAGGUCAAAAAGUCUUCAUGGACAGAAGAGGAGGAUAGAAUAAUCUAUGAAGCUCACAAGCGUUUGGGAAACCGAUGGGCUGAAAUAGCAAAACUUCUUCCUGGAAGGACUGAUAAUUCGAUUAAAAAUCACUGGAAUUCAACAAUGCGAAGAAAGGUGGAACAGGAAGGAUAUUUACAAGAUGGUGUAAAGUCUGAAAGAGCUAGUUCAUCUGAACUUCAGCCCCAACCUUCUCUGACUAUGGAACACUUGCAGUCUCAGAAUCAAUUUUACAUACCUGUUCAGACACAUAUUCCAGCAUACCAGUAUGCCUCACCAGAAGGCAGCUGUCUGGAACAUGUUUCAGCUUCUUCUAACUUGGUUCAGCAGUCAUUUGUUGAUGAUGAUCCUGAUAAAGAGAAGAAAAUAAAGGAACUUGAAUUGCUACUUAUGUCAGCAGAGAAUGAAAUCAGAAGAACACGAGUGUCUUGUCAACCUGAAAACAUACCUUGUUGGUCUGGAAAUUAUGUCACAGAAGACUGUGUGUCUAAUACACUAAAUAGCCUUGAGGAGCAAACAAGUGAGUUCUACAGCAUGGAUGAGACCCACUGCACAUCUGUUCAGCCCAGUUCACCACCAAAGUAUUUGGCUGUGGAAGCAAAUACAAUGUUAACAUCUCUACAGACAAUUCCAGAAUUUGCAGAGACACUGGAGCUUAUCGAAUCUGAUCCUGUAGCAUGGAGUGAUGUCACCAGUUUUGAGCUUUCAGAGGCUGUUACCUCUCCUGUCAAGCCAGCUCCCGUAAAACUAAUGCGGAUCCAACACAAUGAAGGGGCUGCUGAGUGCCAGUAUAAUGUCAGUGUUGUGCUUGAUGGCAAAAAACACAGUAGCAUCAAUGGUGAGGAAGAAGCAGUCUUUCCAACAACUCCAAACUUGACUAAAUUCAGUACUCCACCUACCAUCCUAAGGAAGAAAAAGAGAUUGCGUGUUGGGCAGUCACCAGUUAAUGAACUGAAUGAUGGCUUGUGUAAUGAUGCCAUCAAUGUUGCACUAAAGCAUACACCAGUGAAAACACUACCAUUUUCUCCAUCACAGUUUUUCAACACUUGCUCUGGAAAUGAACAAUUCAACCUUGAAAAUCCUGCUUUUACAUCAACUCCAAUCUGUGGGCAGAAAGUUCUUCUUACGACUCCUCUACACAAAGAAAUUACACCAAAGGAUCAAAAGGAAAAUGUGGGUUUCAGAACUCCCACAAUUAGAAGAUCUCUCUUGGGUUCAACACCAAGGACACCAACUCCUUUUAAAAAUGCUUUGGCUGCUCAGGAAAAAAAGUAUGGUCCCCUCAAACUUACGUCACAACCACUUGCCUUCUUGGAGGAAGACAUUAGAGAAGUUUUGAAAGAGGAAACUGGAACAGAUAUAUUUCUCAAGGAGGAAGAUGACACUGUGUAUAAAAGCUGCAAGCAGGAGCACAACUCUUCUAAAAAAGUCAGAAAAUCACUGGUCCUAGAUCCAUGGGAUAAAGAAGAUGUUGGUGCCCAGCUCUUCACAGAAGAAAAUAGUUUAGAUGUACAGUCAGAAAAUGCAUAUACCACGUCUUUAUUAAUGAUACCCUUGUUGGAAAUACAUGACAACAGAUGUAACCUGACAGCAGAAAACCAGGAUACAAAUCCAGCAAACAAAGCAAAUGCAGUAAUUAAGAAGAAACCGAAUGCAUGUGCUUCAAAAAAUGUCAAAAUGGAGAAAGCUCUUCAGUCAAACUGUGAAUGGGAAGCAGUUGUUUACGGAAAAACAGAGGACCAGCUCAUCAUGACAGAACAAGCAAGAAGAUAUCUGAGCACAUACACAGCUCCCAGCAGCACUUCAAGGGCUCUGAUACUGUGA
Calypte anna (Anna's hummingbird) is the source of this 2337-nucleotide messenger RNA. It is a transcript of the gene MYBL1, whose product is annotated as MYB proto-oncogene like 1. Gene Ontology annotation, cellular component: nucleus. Bases 73 to 2337 code for a protein of 754 amino acids. The record is from RefSeq and is a predicted model, not a curated record. Lineage: Eukaryota; Metazoa; Chordata; Aves; Apodiformes; Trochilidae. Gene Ontology annotation, biological process: regulation of DNA-templated transcription. Gene Ontology annotation, molecular function: RNA polymerase II cis-regulatory region sequence-specific DNA binding; DNA-binding transcription factor activity, RNA polymerase II-specific. The transcript has 16 exons.